Plasmodium cynomolgi strain B is the source of this 912-nucleotide messenger RNA. RefSeq lists its product as hypothetical. NCBI's taxonomy places the organism in Eukaryota, Apicomplexa, Aconoidasida, Haemosporida, Plasmodiidae. The transcript is spliced from 3 exons. Bases 1 to 912 code for a protein of 303 amino acids. The record is from RefSeq and is a predicted model, not a curated record.
AUGUUUUUCACGUACGUCGUGCGCCCGGGGGAAGCCCCAGAAGGCCGUGGGCCCCAGUUUGAGCCAUUUUGGGACUUCUUCAUGAAUUUCAACUUACGAGUAGGAUUCCUUAUCCAAUUCAUUUCGUAUAUCCUGUUGGUUUGCUCUAUAACAUUAAUUGGGAAGAACCCUUUGGGAAUUUUAAAUUUUUUGAGGGCAUUACCAGGAAGUGUCGGGAACGCGCCAAUGCCUUUGGUUCUUUUUAGUAUAGGGGGGUUUCUCCUGGGGACGCUGUUGAUUAUGUCAUUUUUGCAGUUGACUGAGGAUGAUAGCAGUAUCAAGCAAUCGAGAGGAUACCGAGCCGGGACGAAGUUUUUGCUACAGGCCACGUCCAUGGGUACCGUGUCUUGGAGUUUGUCUCUAAUAUGUUUGAUGGCAUCUUCCUACUACUUUGAUGACCCCUGGAUGGAGGAGAAAAUCGGAGCGGGUUCAUCAUGGAUUCUAUAUUUUAGUUCUAGACUGAUAGAUGCGUUUUGUUUAUUUCUGUACGGAUCUGGUUGUUUUUUUUUGGAGGUGUACCACUCAGAGGGGGCUGGAGAAGCUUGGGGAUGGAUAUGCGGGGUCUGUUUCAUAGCGACAGCGUUUGUAGAAGUGUUAGCCUUAACCCUGUUUAACAGUGCCUUGUUUGAAUCGCUAGAUUGGUUUUACUGCCUCUUUCUGGGAAUGAGUCUCUUCUUUAGUGUGGUUUGGGGACUGUUGUUUGAGCCAAUAAGUCACAGAUACGAUGUAAAGUUAACGCAGAGUGCCAUGCGUAAUGAGUAUUAUAAGUCCAGGAAUGCCAUGGCUUACUACGGCCCCGCUGUUGUGACUGCCAAUGGAGAGCUCGACAUUGAAGCCUCGACUGAAAAUGUAACCUCGUGUAAGCAGUGUUAG